Messenger RNA from Loxodonta africana (African savanna elephant), 4392 nucleotides. It is a transcript of the gene LPAR2, whose product is annotated as lysophosphatidic acid receptor 2. Lineage: Eukaryota; Metazoa; Chordata; Mammalia; Proboscidea; Elephantidae. Gene Ontology annotation, biological process: regulation of metabolic process; adenylate cyclase-activating G protein-coupled receptor signaling pathway. Gene Ontology annotation, molecular function: lysophosphatidic acid receptor activity. The transcript has 3 exons. Bases 229 to 1284 code for a protein of 351 amino acids. Gene Ontology annotation, cellular component: plasma membrane; cytoplasm. The record is from RefSeq and is a predicted model, not a curated record.
GCACGUGCCUAUGGGGCUGGGACGCCGCCGUCUUCUUCUCUCUUCCUGCCUCAGCAUGGGGCGUCGGGUGGCCGGACCAGCCGCCGCUCUCCGACUGCCUUCUUUGUCCCCGGGGUUGGCAGGGUUCUCCGACCCACCCGGAACUGCCCGGCGUCCCUCCCGCCUUGGGAAGCGCUCGCGCCCAAAUUCCGCCGCGCAACUUCUUGGGGCGCCUCGCUGUUCCCUCGGAUGGUCACCAUGAGCCAGUGCUACUACAACGAGACCAUCGGCUUCUUCUACAACAACAGUGGCAAGGAGCUCAGCUCUCACUGGCGACCCAAGGAUGUGGUUGUGGUGGCGCUGGGGCUGACUGUCAGUGUGCUGGUGCUGCUAACGAACCUGCUGGUCAUUGCAGCCAUAGCCUCUAACCGCCGCUUCCACCAGCCCAUUUAUUACCUGCUUGGUAACCUGGCGGCUGCUGAUCUCUUUGCUGGUGUGGCCUACCUCUUCCUCAUGUUCCACACCGGCCCGCGCACAGCCCACCUCUCACUCAAGGGCUGGUUCCUGCGGCAGGGCCUGCUGGACACGAGCCUGACAGCAUCGGUGGCAACACUGCUGGCUAUCGCCGUGGAGCGACACCGCAGUGUGAUGGCUGUGCAGCUGCACAGCCGCCUGCCCCGUGGCCGCAUCGUCAUGCUCAUUGUAGGUGUUUGGGUGGCUGCGCUGGGCCUGGGGCUGCUGCCAGCCCACUCCUGGCACUGCCUGUGUGCCCUGGACCGCUGCUCACGCAUGGCGCCCCUGCUCAGCCGCACCUACCUGGCUGUCUGGGCCCUGUCCAGCCUACUCGUCUUCCUGCUCAUGGUGGCCGUCUACACUCGCAUUUUCUUCUAUGUGCGGCGGCGCGUGCAUCGCAUGGCAGAGCAUGUCAGCUGCCACCCCCGGUACCGUGAGACCACAUUCAGCCUGGUAAAAACCGUCGUCAUCAUCCUGGGGGCAUUCGUGGUCUGCUGGACGCCAGGCCAGGUAGUGCUGCUCCUGGAUGGUCUGGGCUGCAAGUCCUGCAACGUCUUGGCUGUGGAGAAGUAUUUCCUACUCUUGGCCGAGGCCAACUCACUGGUGAAUGCUGCGGUGUACUCGUGCCGUGACGCUGAGAUGCGCCGUACCUUCCGCCGCCUCCUCUGCUGUCUGUGUCUCCGCCGGUCCACCCACGAGUCCACCCGCGACACAUCUUCUGCCCGGACAGGUGCCAGCACGCGCAUUAUGCUUCCUGAGAAUGGACACCCCCUGAUGGACUCUACCCUUUAGCUGCCUUGGGCUUUAGCAGGAUGCUGCAAGUGCCAGAUCCACAGCCCGUGUGCACUCAGACAGCCAUGGGACUUGCCUGGCCCAACCCCGUUUGCAGGACAAACUUAAAGGCAGACCCACAGUCUGGUUCAGCACAGCACCUCUGCUAGCCCUCCCCAGGCAUACAGUUCUGCCCCAGGGUGUGGGGGCUUAGAGUCAUCUCUGAGUGCCUUGGGGAGAGGCAGAUGGAGGCAGAAAUCUGGCUCUUAUCUCAGGUUUAGGGGAUUUUUAGCAGACAUUUUUCUAUUUUCAUAGCAUAUCCCUGGUGAGCCCUGUGGACCGAGUGGAGGUUCCUUGUACGUGGUGGUUUGGGUGUUAAGGGUGGGAGAGACAAGGGCUCUCUCAGGCCAUGCUGCCCAAUGUGAAAAGGUAACAAGGAAGGACCAUGGACGCACCAUCUGCUUGAAGCUGAUUCUUUAGGGGCACAGGCUGGGGGGUACUGAGUGCAAGCUGGGAAAGGUUUGUGGCCCCUUGUGGCCUUCGGGUGUUUGCUUGUCCCCAUUAGAAUUCAGGAGAUUGUCUUAGGUUUGGUUCUCUAGAGAAGCAAAACCAGUAUGAUAUACAUAGACAGAGAUUUAUACCAAGGAAAUGGCUCAUGUGGUUGUACAGGCUAGAGCGUCCCAAGUCCAUUGGGUCCACAUAGAGGAGUCUCCUGAUUCAUGUAGCUGCAGGUGCUGACGAACCCAAGAUCAACAGGUCAGAGAGCAGGGCUCUUCCUCACAGGCUGCAAAGAUCAACAAAUUCCCAAGAUUGGCAGGUGAGACCACAGGUAAGCAGCUAGCUCAAGUCCCGAGAACCGGAGGGCAGAUGAACACGAGCCAGCUGCAGGAUCUAGAGUAAGCAAAAGCCCAUGAGCCUUGUCAGAAUGUCCACUUAUAUUCGAUGCAGGCCACACACCCAAGAAAACUCCCUUUCAGCUGAUGGGCUAGUCACAGCAGAUCCAUCAUGGAGGUGAUCACAUUAUGUCAGAUCUCAUCAUGGAAGUGAUCACAACAUCAUGACUACCAAACCACUGAGAAUCAUGGCCCAGCCAAGCUGACACACGUCCUGGAGAGGGCAUAAUACAAGGAGUAAACCCGUCCGCUCUGAGGUGUUCAAAGCAUUGUCUUCAACUCAGUCUGCCAGUUCCUGUGUCCUGGAAUUGUCCGUUGUGGCUCUGGGGCCUGCAGGAUCUUUCAGCAUGGCAUUGCCUCAACCCUGCUGUUGUUCAUCUGCUGUCUAAAGCUGUCUGUUACUCUCCUUUCUGGAGUCUUGUCUAUCUUCCCUUCUGCCUCUAAUGUGUCUCCUCAGCUGUUCCCGCGCCUCCAUCUCACUGCCUGGUUCUCUGUCUCCUCUGGAGGGAAAGUUGAGGACCCUGGGGUGGUCUCUGGUCUAUGUGAGUCUUAUCUCUUGCCUGCCUUUCAGUCUGAAUCCAGGAUGUUUAAAGGUCAGGAGCCCUGACCAUUGCCCACCCCACCACCAACAUACACACUUGAGAGCCACAGGUGCUGGGGUCCAUGGAGCUGGAUGCACAAACUGAGAGUUGCCUUUCAUUUCUGAGGUCCUCUGAGGUACCUGACACACCGAUAAGCACAUUACACGUAUUAUUUAAUCAUCUGCAUCUUGUGGUGCAGGUAUUACACUUAUUUUCACAUAGGGAUAGUGGUUCAAAGAGCUUGAGAUCUUGCCCAGGGUCACACAGUUUCGAAAAGGCAGAGAGGCCUCGAGGGACAACAGAGGCCCCUGGGGAAAGAGCUUCUGCUGAUCCCUGAAGGUUUUACCUGUCCCCCACCCCCACGCUGUUCACAGAAGUUGCCCACUAUUUCUCAGGUCUCCUGCGCUGCACUGUGCUAGCAGCUAGCCUUUUGUACAGGUCACAGGCUCUCUAGCUGUCCAAGUAUCUUAUUACUUCCUGUCACUGGGCCAAGUGUUGAGUUCCCUUCCUCAGGAGUUUUCAGUUUUUACACCCGGCCCAUGUCACUUAUUCUCAUUCCCUGCCAUCCUCUUUGGAGUAUCUCCCUCCCCAGCCUAAUUCUACGCACCAGAUAGUGUUUAAAUUUCCUGUCUAGCAGCACUGAAAAGACAUGGACUCUGCCCUGAAGGUGUUCCCAGCAAGGCUGACAACCCUUGACUGAGCCUCCAUCCAUUGCCCAUCCUCAAAGCAAACAGCUCCAGUAGGUUCUAUGACUUUGAAGAAGUGACUCACAUCUAGCUGUUCCUUUUCUCACACAAGGAUCCUUCUCCGAUGCCAUGAUGCCUAACAGAAAGAAACAGACCUGAGAAGAUGUGCUCUAACGGGGUGCAUGGCGGGGUAGGGACUCUAAACAUCAUUCAUUUGUUAACCACAGGCUGGUGUCUUCUAGGGCCAGAAUGUACGGUGAAUGGAUAAAAAAACAAGCAAGGUUGCUCUUGAGCUACACCUUGAAAGGUGAAUAGAAUUGACUUCUGUGGUUGAGAAAAUCAGUUCUCACCUCCUUGUCACCACCACACACAUACCUGCUGCCUCAGCCAGCAAAAGGGAGCAAGGAAGCUCCAGGGGAGAUGAGCCAGGGAGGCCAGGAGCCCCAGCAGCUUUCCUGACAAGGAGUCUGGGGCUCUGGGCUUCUGGAGAUGAAACAGAGGGUGUCAAUGGGGCUCCUAGGAGUGAGGGUUCUGAGGCAGAGCAGGAACCCUGAGGAGUGGGGGACUCUGAGGAGCAAGGGGGCUCUAAGGGAGUGGGGGGCGGGUCUGAGAAGAAAUGUAGCCUCAAGAGGAGGGAAGUUCUGAGGAGUGAGGGGGCUCUGAGGAGGAGGAGGGGAUUUCUAGGAGGACUGGGGAGCUCUGAGGAGGAGGGGGACUCUGAAGAAGAGUGGGGGCUCUGGGGGAGCAGGGGGGUUCUGAGGAGAAGCAGAAACCCUGAGGACUGGGGUGCUCUGAGGAGGAGCGGGGCUCUGAGGUGAGAGGGGGAGCUGAAGGACACGUGUGUGUCUGAGGAAAUGGGGGUUGGGGGCCUCUGAAGUGGAGCUAAGCCAGCGUCGCCAUCUCCAAGGCGGGAGAAUGGGUUGGGGCGGGGAGCGACGUUGCCUUGGCAACCCCCAUCUGACUCACGGG